Striga asiatica is the source of this 303-nucleotide messenger RNA. The record is from the annotation of a GenBank genome assembly. Lineage: Eukaryota; Viridiplantae; Streptophyta; Magnoliopsida; Lamiales; Orobanchaceae.
AUGUCAACCAGCACUCAUGAGUUCAUAUUAGAAGGAAAAGAUGACCCUUCAGGAGGACUUUGCAUCACCUUAAAGCAGUUAGGAAAAAAUGCCAAUGAGACCACAUUAGGCUGCCCUUCAAUCCUAACUCAAACAUACAGGAAGGAUUGGCACAAUGGAGAGCAGAAGCAGAACAAUGAAACCAUAAUCAAAGAACCUCAUGGGCAGGCGUUCUUGGCUAAAAGCGAGUAUCGGUGUUACUGUUUCACAAUGGGAUUGCUGAAAGUGACAGAGGUAGUUGAUGGCCAACAGAUGGGUACCUAA